AAAAACGGUGGAAGACGAGAGAAGGGGUGACGUGCGUAACCGUACGGUGUCGGGUGGGCGGGGGAGACUAUCUUCAGUAAGUUUUCCACCAACGGCCACAGAGCCCAGCCAGUGCGCCUCCUGGCCCAACUGUGGGGUUGCCCCGUUUCGCUUUCUCUCCGGGAUAAACACACCGCGAAGCACACACAUUAUUGCCAAGAACGUGAAAUAAGGGCGUGUGCGUGCGUGCGUGUGUGUCGGAGGUCGGUGCCGCUACCCUUUGCCGAAACCCCUUACGCCGCAUCGCCGAUAGUGAGUGGAGAGGUUUGCACUCUAGUAGCAUUCGCCGCGACCCAGAUGCUGGUGUGAUGAUGAAGGUGCAAUGCAGUGCCCUCCACUGCCUCCUGCACGAGUGCUAGAGCAUAGGCAAGGGACGAUGCUGUAGUGUGAACGGGCGGUGCGGGUUCCUGCUCUCGGGUGCCCCUCACGGUUGCAGUCCCUCUGAGGGCAACGAGACUCUAGGACGGGAGUGGUUUGGCUAUCGGGUCGCAUCAGCAUCAAACGGGUACCGCGAUAAGGUGCAGCGGUUCCGCGACGUAGUGGAAUCAGGCAGACGACGGCGACGACGAUGCGGUUCAACAAGCAGGAACUGGUGACGCUCGCUACCCAACCGAGCAACAAGUUCGAGAAGGAGGGACCACUGUUUGUGACGGAGAAGCAGGAGGGUUUCUUCCGGAAAACCGAAGCAGGGAAGUACACCGAACAGCAGCAGAAGCCCCAGAAGCAGCAGCAUCAGCAACCGCAGCAGCAGCAGCAACAGCAGCAUCAGCACCGCCAGCAGCACGUUGGUCGCAUUCUGCUGAUCCGACAGAAAUCACUCAGCUGCAUCUCGGGCGGUACGGCUAAAGUUAGCAGCGAAAGGUGGUGCCGAUUGCGGGGCAAUCUCCUGUUCUACUUCAAAUCGAAUGAUCCGUUCUCGGAGCCCCAAGGCUGCCUCGUACUGGAAAAGUACCAGUGCUUCAAGGUGGACGAUGAAAGCGACCCGCAAAUCGCAGCCGAUGGUUUCGCGUUCUAUCUCGAGUUCCAGGAUGGGAUGCGGCAGCGAUUUACAGCCAACACCGAGCAGGAGCGGCUCGAGUGGAUGCAAGCGAUCGGGCUAGCGGGCUACGACAUGAAGCGGGCUCAGCUCAAGUAUCUGCGCGAGGAGAUCGACCGGAAGCGUGGCAUGAUCCACGACGUCGACAUCGACAUGCUGCGGCUGCAGACGGGAAAGGAAAUUGAUCUGAACGAGGUGCCGAUCUGCGAAUCGGUGAUUUCGUGCGACAAUCUACUGUGCGAUGGGAACGGCAAACCGCCCAACCCGUCCGUCGUGGUGCAGGUAACGUCGAGCAAUCGGUCCGUGUCGGGGUGGAUCAAGUAUGGGCGCACCGAGGUGAUCGAGCGCUCGUCGAACCCGCAGUUCAUCUGCACGAUACAGUUCCGGGCGUGCGAUGGGCUCAACGCGGACUCGCAGAUACGCUUCACGGCGUACGAUGUGCGCGAGAAGGUCACACAAACGGCGGUACCGAUCGGCUGGGCGGAGAUAGCGCUCGGUGUGAUCGCGGAUACGACCCGGCUGCGUAUACCGUUACGAACGCAGGUUUGUGGCGAGAGUGCCGGCUUCCUGACCAUUGCAACCUGUGCCCCGGACACGGAGCGCCGCACUAGCAAUCCACGGUCGCCGAUCAAGGCAGCCGGUGCCGGUAGCAGCGGGAUCAGCGGUGGAGGCGGUAUGGGUGGGUGUAUCGCUGGUCCGACCGGUGAGGUGUACGGUCAUCGUCGCUCCCAAUCGCUACCACCGAAGCUCGGCAUCAAACUCUUCAUUCCGCCGCCCUCGAAAAUCGGGCUCGUCUUCACUAACCCGAGCAUGCACACCUAUCGGCUGCACUCGGGGCUCGGCGGUGACAUUAGCGUGCUGGAGAUCAUGCUGGAGAGCCAGCUGUGCUACCUGCUGCCGCAGCAGCUGCUCUCCAUCUGGAUAGCACGCGAGAAGGAACUGUUGCAGGAGAUCUCGGGCAUGGGCGAGCUCGGAGGCGAGUGGCGUAACCGACAGAUGGAGCUGCUGGACAAGCACCUCAAGCUGCUGAAGGACUACUCGCAGGCGAAACAGUACCUCCAGCAGCAGCACCAGCGUGGUAAAGCAUUCAAACCGAGCUGCCGGAAGGCGGACGAGACGGUCGAGUUCGCACCGGUCAACCUGCACCUCCAGCGCAUGUGGGCUCACAACGAUACGCUCAAACGGGCUGGCAUUCUCGAUGUGAUCACGGUCGGUGCGUUCACACGUCACACGGGGCGCUCGAAAACGGGCGGACUGAUCAAGCUGCUACAGCAGGUGAAGGAUCCACCGCAGGCCGGCGGUGCCGAUGCGAGCGAGGCGGCCGGCAGCAGCCACAAGGUGAACGCGGCCAACGAUGCGGUGCAGGCCAUUAAGCAUUUGCGCUCCGAGAUAGUGACCAUCAUGUCGCAGCUAUUGCUGCUGGCGCGUUCGAAAAACCCGAAAGGAAUGCUGCCCCUGUGCGGUGAGAUGAUGGCAAAGACGCGCACGCUACUUAACAUUUGGGAGCCGGGUCUAGUCGAGGAGGCAUUCUCCUUCAUCGAGCGGCAUCGCAUCGUCGACGAUACGACGAUAGCGGGGGCCACCGGUUCGACCGCUGGGUCAGAGAACCCCGAAGGGCUGGUCGAUGGGCUGUCAUUCCCGUCGGUGCCGAUGUCACCAUUCAAGAAGAUCACCCAGCAGCUGGGGGCACUCGAUCUGAAGUCGCCCGAACUGGAGGACUUUGCCACGCCGCUCGGUCCUCCACCGGACCUCUGGCCGCAGACCAAACUGGGAGGGGGCAGUGGCGGUGGUUUGAUGGGCAAGGGUAAAUCGCCAUCAUCGCACGACAUCAGCACCACCAUCGCGACCAUCCAGGACACGUUCAAUCAGCUGUCGUUGUACCAGCAGCGGGACGAUCACCCAACCAACUACUCCCUACCGGCCUCCUGCUACUUACCGACAGACGAACCAUCGACCUCGAAGGUGGGAGGCACCAGUCGGCGAAUGACGACUACCGAACAAGCUGGCUCGGCUGGCCUCCGGUUCAACGAAACACACUUCGACGUGAAUGGGGCGGUAACAUUGCACUCCAAUCCCUCGAGUGCCACUUCUCCCACAGCAGGUACCCAGCAAGAGCCACAGCAGCAGCAGCAGCAGCAAAGUAAGAAGGCACUGUACUCGGGCAUUUACGAUGAGAGCGGGUACUGCGCAGAGAACACGGCCAUCGUGCUCGGCCAUAACGGUGCCUUCCUCGAUACCAGGGUGAUGAGCUCGAGCCCCUCGGCCAACUACUAUCGGCCAACCGAGGAACCGGAACCGCUCGACUUGACGCAGCUCAACAUCGAGGCGAGCGUCAUGUGUCUGGUGUCGAAGGUGAAGUUUUUGUGCGGCCGUUGCGGUAGCCCAGCGGUACGGUUACGCUACCCGAAGGGUGGACCGAUGCCGCUCGGGUCCACUAGUAGCGGCGAGCUAGUACCACCGCCGGAUGUCGUGACCGCACAGCCCGCCCUAUCGCAUCCGACUGUAAACAGUGAGCAGACAGUGGCGGUCGGUAGUGGUAGUGGCAGCAGCGAGCCGCCGCCGACGACUAGUGGCGUUAGUGCACAGGCGAUAGCUAUGCUGGCCGCUGGCGAGCAGGCUGCUGCCGCUGCUGGUUCCACCGGCAAGACGUCACUUUCGAGCAAGGAUCUGAACCUGGCGCUCACGCAGGCAAUCGGUGAGGUAACGCGCAAGGUGAAAAAAGGCAACAAGUUCACGGAUGGGCUCGAUUUGUCCGCCACCACCGAUUGGGCGCUCGAGCUGCGGCCCUCGAUGAAGAAGCUAAGGCAGGCGAUGGAUGGGCUGCUGAAGACGGCCCGGCUAAUGCACUCGGUGCAGCGGCUGCAGCAGGACAUGAAGAAAACGAGUGCCCUACUGUGCAUCAUGUACCGGCGGGACGUGUGUUUCUCGCAGGCCCUCACCGCGCUCGUCGCCGGCCUGAUGGCUAAACUGUGGGGUCAGAACGUGACGGAGAACUUCAUCAGCCUGCUGGUGCAACUCGGGCCGCUUGCCUGCUUCGAGGGGCUGCUAUCGCUGUACGGCAACGAGACGGACAUGUGGGGCGACAUGAGCGUCGCGGUCGAGGAUCUUGCCACCGUGACGUUCGCGCUCGUGCGCAGUAACCUGCAUCGGGACACGAAGGCGAUCCCGGUACCGCGCGUCACCGGCUCCCGGCAAGCCCUGCGCGUUCUGCUGCCGGUACCGGAGUCGGUGUACUGCCAUCUGCCUACCAAGGAGGUAGUCACGUUCAGGGUUACACCCGUUUUCUUUAACAUUGGCAUCAACGAGAAGGCAACGGUGGCUGAAACGCUCGGCUACACGCGCGAACAGCAUCGCUCCAACUGGGACAACUACGAUCGCCUGAAGCGGUACCAUGGCCAGUACCGGCGCGUACCGUUCAACUUCGUCAACCCGGCCUGCUCCGCCAGUCAGGACACACCGACCAAGGUGGCGUACACGGCGCAGCAAAAGGAGUUGCUCGUACCGGAGGCGACGGUGGUGAAGUUUCUGGACGAGCUGGAGGCGGAACUGCGUGCCCACUCGUCCAAGAGCUACCGGGUGCUGCAUCGAGCCGAGGAUAUCACGCGGGCGCUGCAGGGUUUGCGCUUUACCUCGUGCAAGAGCGCCAAAGAUCGCACCUCGAUGGCGGUCACGCUCGAGCAGUGUCGGGUGCUGCAGCAGGAGUUCCACCUGUCGGCGACUAACGCGCAGAACGUACUUGACACAAUGCGCAGUGAAGGCACCCGCUCCGACAACACGAUGAAAAACGUCGGUAUACGGAAGUACGCGUUCAAUCUGCCGCAAGUGCUCUCACUGCCUAGCGUCUAUCGGCCACCAGCUGGUGCGUACGGCAAGGCACAGUCCUAGUACGGACCAUUCCCUCCAUGUCGGGGUAUCUGAAUCGUAGGUCUCGUUAUGGUGCGUGUUUUCUUGCGUUGUUUAGCUAGUAGAGUACAGGUUUCCGAAACUCAUCGUUAUAUCGUACAAAAGCCUCCUAAACCAUCCUUCACCUGGCCCAAAGUCUAUUGGAUUGGAUUAGCUCUUGCCAAUUGGACUGUGGACCGUAACCAGGACUGAACCAUUACUUAAAGGCACACAAACCAGGCUAGACCACAGGAAGUGCGCGUUGGUUGUACUCUGCUACUUUGCUCAAAGCGCAACAUAGCUUACCACCCUUCGGCGCACAGGCACACAGGCUGAGGCUAAGGCAAGGUCGAAAAAAAAAUCCCAAAACUAGUUUGGUCAGCCAAUACUUAAUGCUUACUUGCGGCACACCUUUUUGUUAUAAUGCGAGCCAUUCAUUAUUAUUUCCAUUUUUUUGUUGAGUUGAGUUAAGUUUCACCUACGUUGUUAAUGCAUCAUCGUGUCGUUUUUAUUUUUAAUUGUUUUUUUUUUGUUUAAAGAAGAAGAAGAAACAAGUUAAACAGAGUCUACACGCAUCGGACGAUCCGAUGCCAUCGCUUAGUCAGCAGCCUGGCAGAAAAGGCAAACUUAAUCGCAUCUUAUGUCCUCAAACCUCCCCCUCCCCCCAGUAUCUACUACGUCGCGUAAGGUUUGGCGACUUCAUUUAUCCUCAAUACUCCUUGCAUCGUUGCAUCCUUUUACACCGUACCAUGUAGUAGUUAAAUCUAAGAGGUUAUGAUUAUUAUCAUUAUUAUUAUUAUUAUUAUUAUUAUUAUUAUUAUUAUUAUUAUUAUUAUCAUUGGUUUCUCUCGAGCAGACGAACGUAAAGCAUACAAAGAAACAUUACGGUAGCGCCCGUAAAAUGGGCGCAGUACUUUAGGAUCCACUCGCCUUGGCGCGGUGGCGCCUGGUAAAUCGAAACGAAAUCUUCCGCCAGUCACGCCACAACAUCAUCUAUCUCUAGGGUAGGGUACGUGUUUGUUUUACGUUUCUCUAUUUGCAUUGUUCGUGACAUUGACAUUUAAAAGGUUGUACCGAACAGUGUGACAAAUGCGAAAAUGUGAAUCCGGGAGAGGCAGACGGCACCCCUCGUGUCCUCCGUGUGCAACAGGUUGGCAGCAAACCGUAUGCGGAUCCCAGCGAUCCACGCUCCACCAUCGUGCAGACCCGAGGACUACGCAGGAACCGCAGCUCACAGCACAGUACAGUUAGUGUGUGUGUGUAUGUGAACGUCGCCGUCAAAUCUGCUGCAAAAACGGUAAGGGAAGGGGUUGGGGUGCGUGACUCUCGAGCUGUCGAGCGAACAGCAUCCCCGUGCUCUCCCCCCCCCCCCCCAAUUCCUAUUUCCCUAACUCUCGGAUAGCUCGUAUCACAAUAAAA
Molecule: messenger RNA, 6376 nt
Organism: Anopheles darlingi
Lineage: Eukaryota; Metazoa; Arthropoda; Insecta; Diptera; Culicidae
Product: inositol polyphosphate-4-phosphatase type I A
Exons: 8
Coding region: 608-4960 (1450 amino acids)
Cellular component (GO): cytoplasm
Molecular function (GO): phosphatidylinositol-3,4-bisphosphate 4-phosphatase activity
Source: RefSeq, a predicted model, not a curated record